ACGGAUGGUCAAGCAAGAAAAUUGUGAAGGAUUUAGGUAACUCGACUUUACACCAAACCAACAAGAGAUAGUAGAAUAGAAACGAGAGAGCAGAGAUAAUAGAAACGCAACGAGGAGAUAAGAAAGAGUGAAAGAGUGAGUAUAGGAUUACAAAAUUUUAAAUUCAAAGAUAGAAAAAAUCUUUUGACCAGUCAUGAUUCUAUUAUGUCAAAAGGGCAAAAGCAAAUUACAAAAAGACUAGAGGUGCAGAUGAAAAUGUGAGGUGGUGCAGGGAGAAAAGAGCUCUUUCACAGCUCAUAUAAUCUUUUUUCCAUGUCACUUUAUCUCCGCUAGCAGUAAUGCUUUAACCUGAAAAAAUUUACCUUUCUCUCUCCUUCUUCCCCCUACUUGACCUCCCACAACGUUUACGCUGUCAACAAACUUCAGCAUCUUCCACACGGGAAAAUGAGUUUGAGAUAUGGUAGUGUGAGUUUUGUUGCUUUAGUGCUUUUGCCACUCAUGGCUUCUGCAGCUUCAGUUGUGAAGAACCUUCCUGGUUAUGAGGGCAACCUUCCUUUCAAGCUUGAAACUGGAUACAUCGGAGUAGGAGAGGAGGGAGUAAAUAUAUUUCACUUAUUUGUUGAAUCUCAAAGAAACCCCUUCAUUGAUCCAGUGCUACUAUGGUUUGUUGGAGGACCAGGUUGUUCUGCACUAUCAGCGUUCUUUUUUGAAAAUGGGCCUUUAAUAAUGAAUGGUGAUAACAGUGGAAACCUUCCAACACUUGAGUUGAACCCAUAUGGGUGGUCACAAACAUUGAAUAUGCUAUACAUAGAUAUGCCAGUCGGCACAGGAUUUUCAUACUCAGAAACCCAACAAGGCUAUUACAGUAAUGACACGUUAUGGGUUGACCAUACUUAUGAGUUUCUACAAAAGUGGUUUAUUGAUCAUCCAAAGUUUAACUCAAAUCCAUUCUACAUUGGUGGUGGUUCAUAUUCAGGAUUAAUUACAGGACCUCUUGUUCAAAAGGUGUAUGAAGGUUAUAAAGCAAGACACAAGCCACUCAUCAACAUCAAAGGUUACGUACUUGCGAGCCCAGCUGUUGACCAGUUUCAAGAAGAAAACAUGAAAAUUGUGUAUGCAUACCAAAGGAGCCUUAUAUCUGAAGUACUCUAUAAGUCUAUGAAAGAAAACUGCAACGGUGAUUAUGUAAACAUCGAUCCACAAAACACGAAGUGUGUCUCAGAUUAUGAAGCUUAUUCUGAGCUUGUUCGUUACAUAAAUGAACAACAAAUCAUGGAACCUCUUUGUGUUACUACGCCUGGUUUGAAACGAGAAAUGCUACAAGAACUUCAAGCUCCUCCAACAUUUUGGUGUAGAAGCUAUUAUCAUAUCUUUGUCGACAAAUGGGCAAACGAUGAAAAUGUGAGGAAGGCCCUUCAUGUAAGAAAGGGAACUAAAGAGGAAUUCCUGAGAUGCAACAGGACAAUGGCAUACGCCCAAACUGUGCAAAACUCAGUACAAUAUUAUCGGAAUCUCACAAAAGCCAACCUUGAAGCUCUCGUUUACUGUAGUGAUCUUGAUAUGAGUGUUCCACAUCUGGGUACACAACAUUGGAUCAAUUCGUUCAACAUGACCAUACGUGACAAAUGGCGUGCAUGGUUUGUCGACGGUCAAGUUGCCGGGGAUGUUGAAAAGGAAAUCACAGAAUUAUGAUGGACAAAUCAAGUUAUGAACAAGCGCAAAAAGUCUUCAAUGUUCAAGUCAAUAAGAGUUCAAAGAGUAUGGUAUAUGAUAAUACAGUAAGUAAUGGAAAAGAAUUGAGUGACUACUUCAUGUGGUGAUAGCUUCUAUUUAUGGACUUCUUAGGCCCUUGAAUAAUCAUGAAAGAAAUUUAAUUACCUGAAAUAAAUUCAAUUACAUAUAAUCUUUUAUAAGAUUAUUUGUUAUUAAUAUAUCAUUUGGUAACACAAAACAUAGAAUACUUUUAGCUAUCUUCUUACAUAACCAAAUAUAUCUUGUAAAGACCUUCUCCCACUCUUCACGUGUACUCUAAGCUACAGCUUCACACCUUCAAGCCGAGAUAUCACAGGUACUUGUCUCUCAAAAGUUGAAACGAGUGUGUUAUAGAAGACACUCUGGUGUUCAAGUCAGUCAAGUGCAUCAAACAAUUUUAAAUAUAAUAAGUCUUGAACGUAAUUAAUUUACCUUGUGCACUCGGUUAUUUAUACCAUGUUUAUAGACUUUUACUUGGAUGUGCCUGAUCU
Vigna radiata var. radiata (mung bean) is the source of this 2243-nucleotide messenger RNA. Its product is annotated as serine carboxypeptidase-like 18. NCBI's taxonomy places the organism in Eukaryota, Viridiplantae, Streptophyta, Magnoliopsida, Fabales, Fabaceae. The record is from RefSeq and is a predicted model, not a curated record. Gene Ontology annotation, molecular function: serine-type carboxypeptidase activity; acyltransferase activity, transferring groups other than amino-acyl groups. The transcript has 13 exons. Gene Ontology annotation, biological process: proteolysis; secondary metabolic process. Bases 445 to 1692 code for a protein of 415 amino acids.